UGGGUUAAGAAGGAUCACUCACGUGCGGUACCAGAGAUUAGAAAGAUGUCUCCUAAAAAAGAUAGAAGUGCAAAAUCUUUUAAGCUAGAUCUUCUAUUUUUCCGUCGAUUUUUGUGCUGCCUGAAGAUCAUCUUCCCAAGAUGGCUAUCCACCACUACUCUUCUUUUUCUAAUCCUGCUCGGCUUGUCUCUGGCUGAACAAAUGCUCAUCUACAAUACUGGCCUCAUUCCAAGUCAGUUCUACGAGGUCCUUGGUACCAGAGAUAAGGAAGAUUUUCGUUCUUUGAUUGUCGUUUCUCUAAGCUUUAUCAUCGGUACAGCUUUGGGGAAGAGCUUAGUACAGUAUGUGAGUAAUCUGUCUUACGUAAAAUGGCGAAGUUUACUCACUCGAUACCUUCACAAAGGCUACUUCAACCUCGACUCAUAUUACAACCUGAACGUGCUAGAGCAAAGCAUAGACAAUCCAGAUCAACGGAUAACUCAAGAUGUGGACCGUUUUUGCAAGCAAUUCAGUCAAAUCAUAGCAUCUCUGAUCAUUUCUCCCUUCACCAUCGCCUAUUAUACGUACCAGUGCUAUUCCAGUGCAGGGUAUAUUGGUCCAGUCAGUAUUUUUGGGUAUUUCCUGGUCGGCACCAUCAUCAAUAAGCUUAUCAUGUCUCCUAUUAUUUCACUGGUUGUCAGGCAGGAAAAACUUGAAGGGGAUUUCAGGUUUAAGCAUAUGCAGAUACGAGUAAACUCAGAGGCCUUAGCCUUUUACAGAUCGGGAAUGCUGGAAGAAAGAAGGACCAACGGAAGACUCCAAAACCUACUAAAUAUCCAACAAAGAUUGGUUAACUAUGAGUUCUUCCUCAACUUCUCUGUCAACUUUUUUGACUACGUUGGAGCGAUACUCAGUUACAUUAUCAUUGCUAUUGCACUUUUUGCUGGAAAAUAUGAUGCCUUGUCACCGACAGCUCUGAGCGCUGAAAUAAGCAAGAAUUCAUUUGUGUCAAUGUUUUUGAUUGGCUGUUUCACCCAGUUGAUUGAUCUGUCCAAUUCAGUGUCAGACAUGGCUGGCUAUACUCACAGGAUUGGAGAGUUAAUAGAAGCCUUGAUGAUAAAAGAAAAGAAAGGUGAAGACAAAAGCCUUAAAAGUAGUUCUGAAUCCUUGGACAUGUUGCGGACUGGUUGUAUCUUUCAACUGGAAUCUGUUUCUUAUGCAGCACCCAAGUCGUCUGAGCUUCUUGUGAGAGAUUUAAAUCUUAACAUAAUUCCUGGUCAAAACAUCCUGAUUACUGGGAAGACUGGCUCUGGGAAGAGUUCUUUGCUGAGAGUGAUGAGUAACCUGUGGAAGCCAGUUUCUGGUACAGUUGUCAGGAAUCUCUCAUUUGAUCCCAGCAAUAUAAUAUUCUUACCCCAGAGAGCACUGUUGUCAGAUGGCUCUCUCAAACAGCAAGUUAUCUAUCCAUAUGACAAACCAAUAGAGCAGAGAUACCAAGAGAAUGGUCAGAUAGAUGAUGAGAAAAUUCUGAGCAUUCUUGAGGAUGUUGGCCUUACUGCUGUGUGCCGUCGUGUAGGAGGGAUUGAAGAGAAUAUCGAAGGCAACUGGGAAGAUAUGUUAUCCCCAGGUGAGAUGCAGAGGCUGGCAUUUGCUCGUUUGUUCUACCACAAGCCUGUUAUUGGCAUGAUUGAUGAAGCUACCAGUGCAUUGGAUACAAAGACAGAGAAAGAAAUGUAUGAAAAUUGCAAGCAGUUGGGGAUCACACUUGUGAGCAUUGGACACAGAGAGACUUUGUUUGAGUACCACCAGUUGAAUCUUUGGUUGUCAGGAAAUGGGGAUUGGGACCUGAGGGAAAUAUAGAACACUGUAUCCUUUUCCAACACCUCGUAUCUUCUAGUUUAAAGUAAAUUUAAUGUCUUAGUCUUACUCACAGUACAACUGUGCUAUGAUUUACCUGUACUGCAUGUCUCUGAACAUCGUCAACACUAAGCAGUUAUCUUCUGCAUAACUGUAUUCAUUUCGAAAUAUAUAGUUAAUUCAAUACUAAACUUAUAUCCUAGCUAAUAUAUGGAUAUUAAUUUUAAAAGUAUUUUUUUACAACAACAUAAUAUAGAUUUGCAUAUAGAAGAGACUAAUUUGGAUUAUUACAUACAAAAAGAUUAUUAUAUUUUAUUAUAAAUAGAGUUAUGAUGUAAUAUCAGUUUUAAAGGGUGAAAUUUAGAGUGAUUUCCAUGAUGGGGAAAAUUGGGCAGACUGUUUUCAUCAACAGAUCCUAAAAUAUAAUGAUUAUUUUGAAGGAUCUUGCCUCCUCAGGCCUAUAGUCUUUGCUCGCCAAUUUUAAAGAAAUACCAAUAAUAUAAGCAUUUUAAAAACAAUAGAUUACUAUUUGGUUGAUAGAUGGGUAUUGCAUGUGUGCCCUUUGCCGUAGGCUAUUAAUAAAAUUAUAUAAUGAAAAUUUUAUUCAGCCGAUUGAUACCAGCGAUAGAAUACAUUACUUAAUUGGGUCUUUCUUUGUGUAUCAAGCUUUAUCAAACUCAUUAAUAAUUCAUGGGGAAAACACAACAGAAAUUACGACCGUGAAGAUCUUGGCCAGAUUCACUUUAAUUUUGAAAAUUUUAGUGAAACACAAAGGAACUAACCUAGACGUUUGACAAGAAAUCUACAGUAUUCGUGCCCAUGUUGUAUCCGAUAUACAAACUCUCGACUAUACCUUGAUACAACACGGCCACUCAUACUGUAUAUAUUACUUAUUGGGGUUAAUAGCAUAUGAUGGACAAUUUUUUUGUAAUUGUACUUAUUGUAAAGCCUGGUAAUGAGGUUCGAUCAGCUGUUAGCAAAAUCAUUAUUAUACAGACUAAAAUAUAUCUGACAAUGGCAUACUAAAAAAAAACAAUGCCUGCAUGCUGAUAAACUUACAGACUGUCGUUCUCUGACAAACUGGAUUGUUGUUAAAACUCGCCAUGAAAAGCCUUGAUUGCAAUCCACUAUAAUCUAAUAAGUUGCAACAGCAAAUUACAGGAUUCCAAGCAUGCUAAUGAGAAUGAACUGUACAGUAGGUUUUGAACUCAAAAAAACCUUGGGUUGGUUUUCUUUCGAGUGUAAUAAAUAAUCCACCCAUUGAUUAAUCCA
Messenger RNA from Actinia tenebrosa (Australian red waratah sea anemone), 3108 nucleotides. RefSeq names its product lysosomal cobalamin transporter ABCD4. Lineage: Eukaryota; Metazoa; Cnidaria; Anthozoa; Actiniaria; Actiniidae. The record is from RefSeq and is a predicted model, not a curated record. Gene Ontology annotation, molecular function: ATP hydrolysis activity; ABC-type transporter activity; long-chain fatty acid transmembrane transporter activity. Gene Ontology annotation, biological process: very long-chain fatty acid catabolic process; fatty acid beta-oxidation; long-chain fatty acid import into peroxisome. Gene Ontology annotation, cellular component: peroxisomal membrane.